GAUGUCGCUGAUGAAGUUUGGACAAGGUACAAAAAGCGUAACGACUCCGUGAUUGUUGACUUAUUUUACGGUAUGCUCAAAUUGACGGUCGUCUGUCCUGCCUGCAAGUACACAUUUCGAGCCUUCGAUCCUUUCGCCUCACUCAGCCUCCCCCUCGACGUCGUCCUCACUAAUGCGCUCAUCUGGUCAUGCGAUGACGAUUUCCAACGUAUAUGGUGUACUAUUUACGUAUCUCCUCGUUGCUCACUCGAGAACCUCCUGUAUUAUUUUAACUUGGCUCGGAAACCAAAUAAUGGCUUCAAGUACGUGAUUGCUGAAAUCAAUGGACGCCGUGUGCGAAUACUUAAACCGAACGAAAUACUAAAUUUUAGGACCGAAGACUAUAUACUUUACGCCUUUGAGGUUCCCGAUGUAUGGGAAGGAAAUGUCGAAAUGACAACAAGAUUUACAAAUAGAUCGGAUUCAGAACGUCCUGAGGACUUGUGCUACAAGGUCAUUACAGUUAUCAAUACACACCUACGUUAUGAGCGAUUCAACAAAAAGGCCAAAGUUUCAGGUAGUCAGGAAGCUUUUUCUGACGUCUAA
Molecule: messenger RNA, 585 nt
Organism: Dibothriocephalus latus
Lineage: Eukaryota; Metazoa; Platyhelminthes; Cestoda; Diphyllobothriidea; Diphyllobothriidae
Source: the annotation of a GenBank genome assembly